Ceratitis capitata (Mediterranean fruit fly) is the source of this 2327-nucleotide messenger RNA. Its product is annotated as tyrosine-protein phosphatase vhp-1. NCBI's taxonomy places the organism in Eukaryota, Metazoa, Arthropoda, Insecta, Diptera, Tephritidae. The record is from RefSeq and is a predicted model, not a curated record. Gene Ontology annotation, cellular component: cytosol. Gene Ontology annotation, biological process: protein dephosphorylation. The transcript has 5 exons. Bases 204 to 1868 code for a protein of 554 amino acids. Gene Ontology annotation, molecular function: protein tyrosine/serine/threonine phosphatase activity.
UAUUUUAAAAAGAACAAAUUUCCUGUUUUCAAAAUUUAAAUUAACAAAGAAUUUGGACAUAAACAAUAAUUCAUACGUCUCAUUUUCUUUCUUGCAGUUUGGCGCUGUUGAACUUUGAUUUGUUGAAUUCUUAAGAAAUCAAAACGAAAAAGUUUUACAUUUUCAACGUGAUUGGUUGGUGGGCAUUAAUUAAAUGAAGCAAUAUGGGAAAUGGCAUGAACAAGGUGUUGCCUGGCCUCUAUGUGGGCAAUUAUCGCGAUUCCAAGGAUCAACAGCAGCUGGACAAGCAUCAGAUCACACAUAUAAUAGCAAUACACGAUAGUCCACGGCGUCUGCUGCCGGACAAACAUUAUCUGUGCGUUAUGGCUGCCGAUACACCAGACCAGAAUUUAUCGCAAUAUUUUUCCGUUUGUAAUGACUUCAUACAUGCCGCACGUUUGCGGGAGGGCAAUGUACUCAUUCACUGUUUGGCUGGUAUGUCACGUUCCGUUACUGUAGCGGUGGCCUAUAUAAUGACCGCCACCAACUUGAGUUGGAAGGAAGCACUGAAAGUUGUGCGCGCUGGACGCGCUGUUGCCAAUCCGAAUAUCGGUUUCCAGACACAGUUGCAAGAAUUCGAAAUGUAUCGUUUGGUUGAGGAACGUAAACGUUUGCGUGAACGUUAUCCUUCUACGGCUUUGGAACAACUGGAUCGAUCAAAGUGCUCGGCGGCAUUGGAUAACUAUCAGGAACUGUUGCAGAAUCGUGAUAUAUGCGAAGGGAAUUGUACGCGUGGCGAAAAAUGUCCAACAGGUGUAUGUAAUAUGGAUCCCUCGAAGGGUCUCUUUCGUCGUCGUCCCUCUUCAGCGUCGACACGUUCUCGUCUGCGCGGUCAACCCACUUCGUCGAGCGCUUCGGCGUCACCCUCAAUAUCCGCCGCGGGUGUCGCCAAUGUAAUUGCUACCAAUUUCGCCCAGUCAUGUCCGACUUCACCGAGUCAUUCGGCAACAACACGACGCUCGCUGGGCGCACAAAAGAUACCCGAGGACGAAGAGGCAAAAAGCCCAACAACACCAACAGGCGCAACAACAGCGGCAACUACAACAAUCGUAACGGCACAAAUCAAUAACACAACUACGACAACCACCAACAACAGCAGUAGUAGUAACACGACCACCACGUUAAAUACACCAAACAACACCACGAACACCACCAACUCUACAAACACCACCAACGCCACCGUAGCGUUGUCGCCGUUAAUAGCGACGGCAAGCAGUUCGAAAGAGGCUGCGGAAUAUACAGCCGCCAUCAAUGAUGCGAAACGUGAACGCGAGGCAAUGCAAAAGUCACCACCAACUGCACGCAUGCGUAACCCGCGAGUAAACAGUGCUGGUGGUCGUUUAAUAAGCGGUUCGGCCAAGGCGCGUGCUGCUGCCUCUGCAGCGGUGGCAGCACAACAAGACGAUAUGGGCAAGUGCACGGCAACGAGAAGUGUCAGUGGUGGUGCUGGUGGUGCUGGCGGUAGUGGUAGUGGAACCACAAAUGGACAAGCCCCACUACAACGCAGCGCCAGCACUGUAAGCGGGCUGGCGGUGCGGCCGUACAGCAGCCCGGCUGGCUUGCAUGCCUACACUGGCAAAGUGCCCGGCUCGGUGCCAUCGUCCGUCCAUGGCUCGCGCGUGGAUCUGCGCGAUCCCGAUAAAGGUUCGGCAAUUUAUUUGGGUUGCUCGGCGCCGCGCAACUCUACACUAUCGCUUUCGUCGCGCACAUCUUCGGGUAGCUCGGCGCCGCCAUCGCCUGUGCGCACGCCGCCAGUUAGUCCGCGACACGGUGUGCGGAGGGCUGCUACAGUCGUUAAAAAGCAACAACAACAACAGCAGAAGAGGUGAAAUAACUGUAAGGCCUAACAAUGGCGCAACGCAAGGAUAAAAAUUGGUUCAAUCAAUAUGCUGUACACCUAGUGAAAUGCGAAAAUCAGCUCUGCGUAGCUUUACCGAUUUACUAUAUUUUAAAGAUAUAUGUAAUAAGUGUGUUGUACAUACAUAUAUACAUAUAUAUACAUAGCAUACUGAAACAUAAUUCGGGGUGCAUAGCAAACUAAAGGCUUCGUAUUAGGUUCCUUAAAUUUUAUGCCUAAAGCCAAAGCGAUUUUCUUUAUUGCUAUUUAGAUAAAUAACGGAUUCCUGGAACAUUGUUAAUUGACUAUUGGCUUCAGAGCAACCAAUAGUGCAUUUUUCGUGCGCUUAGCUUGUAUUUAGCAUAGAAUUUUCUGAAACUCAAAGCAAUUAAACGUGUGUAUGUAUGCAUAUAUUUACCUAUAACAGUAGAAAUAAGUACAUACAUACAUA